Molecule: messenger RNA, 1482 nt
Organism: Daucus carota subsp. sativus
Lineage: Eukaryota; Viridiplantae; Streptophyta; Magnoliopsida; Apiales; Apiaceae
Product: serine/threonine-protein kinase STY17
Exons: 5
Coding region: 42-1373 (443 amino acids)
Biological process (GO): signal transduction; protein phosphorylation
Cellular component (GO): cytoplasm
Molecular function (GO): protein kinase activity; ATP binding
Source: RefSeq, a predicted model, not a curated record
CUUUGGCUCCCAGAAAAGCUGCAUACAUUUACAUCUGCAUAAUGAAUGCUGGUAGCCCUGCUCAUCAAAAGAAGACGUCUCUUUUCAGUCUGUGGCGGUCUCCAGUUGCAGCUGCUACUGGCUCCCCGAAGGCCAUUUCAUCAUCGUCGUCGCCUAAUCACUCUAGCAGUUGUUGCAGAGGGUUGAAUAAUUGUGAGAUAUUGAAUGCUACUGUUGUUUCACAAUCUCAUCAACUUUCGCCCAGGCAUAAGCAGCAGUUGGAAGAACUAGAAAUAGAGCUGGAGAAGCAGAAAGAACUGAGGGGAUUGUAUAAGAUGAGGAUGCAGAGAACACAGGACUAUUUAAGGUAUUGUCUGGAGAUAGCCCAAGAGAAAGGCUUCUUAAAUAGUAUUUUGAAUAAUUGUGAUGACAUUGAAGAAGAUACCAUCAAACCUUCGAUUCCCCCUCCUCCCCUGAGUAACCAUUCUGAUCUCUCAACUGUUGUGGAUCAAGCCAUGUCUAAUGGAUGGUACAUCGAGACACGUGAGAUUGAAUUGCAAGAGAAAAUAGGACAAGGAAGCACUGCAGAGAUAUAUAGAGGCAUAUGGAGGGGACUAGAUGUAGCAGUCAAAUGCAUAAGCCCAGAAUUUUUCGAAUCAAAUGAAAAUGGCAUCAGCUACUUUGCUCAAGAAGUGGAAACCUUGUCUAGACAAAGGCACCGUUUUGUGCUACACUUGAUGGGGGCGUGUCUAGACCCUCCAAAUCACGGAUGGAUUGUGACUGAGUUCAUGACCACAACGCUGAAAGAAUGGAUGCACGGCUCUGGAAAACGGAAAAAAGAAAGGACAGUGGAUCUUCCACCAUUGCCAGAGAGACUUAAAAGGGCGCUAGAAAUUUCCCAGGCCCUGCAAUAUCUUCAUGAACACAAGCCAGUGAUAAUCCACCGAGACUUGAAGCCUAGUAACAUUUUCUUGGAUGAUGCAUUUCAUGUCAGAGUUGCAGAUUUUGGUCAUGCUAGAUUCCUGACAGAUGGUCAAAUGGCACUCACUGGAGAAACAGGAACAUACGUAUACAUGGCGCCAGAGGUGAUAAGAUGCGAGCCUUACAAUGAAAAAUGUGAUGUAUACAGCUUCGGAGUUAUACUUAACGAGCUUAUCACCGGUGAUCAUCCCUACAUUGAGACAGAUUACGGUCCUUCGAGGAUAGCCUUAGAAGUUGCAGAUGGUAACUUAAGGCCUGCAAUUGCAGAGCACCAAAACGACCAAUUGCUCGAAGAACUCAACGAGCUCAUACAAAUUUCAUGGGAUGAGCAUCCUGCAAAUAGACCUUCUUUUCCAACAGUUACUCGUCGUCUCAGAGCCAUUCAGGAGAGUUUAACUAAUUACGAGCUUUAGCCAAAUUUCAUUUCUCAUAAUUUUUACACAUGAUUAUGUAGGACAUACUCUCGAUCAUCUCUUAAUACAGAAAACUUAUGUAUUAUUUCUAAGGUUACAUGCUAGAGAA